Molecule: messenger RNA, 1483 nt
Organism: Spodoptera litura
Lineage: Eukaryota; Metazoa; Arthropoda; Insecta; Lepidoptera; Noctuidae
Source: RefSeq, a predicted model, not a curated record
UGUAUGCGCAAUGUCGAUACUCGGUGGUCGGUGAGUCAUCGCGAGCUGAGCCCGCUUCACAGUCGCUGAGUCGUUCCAAUAUUGCUCGCUCGUGCAUACGUGCGCUAUAUUCAUUAAUUUAACACGUUUGUCCAAUAAUAUAAACUUUAUAGGUAACGCAUUGUGAGAGCAGGCGAGCAGGCGACCUCGGCAUACAAACAUUGCGCGUCACGCCAACAUGUUGACCUAACCGACCCUUAUUCGGAGAUGACUUAAGAUUUGUCGUCAUUCAAAACUUACAUAGAGAGCCAGGAUGUCUCACUCCCUGACCAUUACUCGGACGACGGUGGCCACGUCAGGCACUCCUGUCUACAUCAACAGUGGGUACAUGAGCUCCACUCCUGGACUCCUCAAACUUGCUGAAUUGUUGCUGGGUGCAGCAUGUGUUGGAGUAGUAGCAUACUACAUGGACCAUGGAUACUACCGCAUCGGCGAUGGCAAGGCGGUGUUGUUCUAUUUGCUCGUGGCCGUGGCCUGCCUCGUAGGCACGUUUUGUCUAUUCACAUCGUGCAUCGUCUCCUUGUCUACAGCUUCAAUAAUAUCAAAAACAAUUUAUGAGGUGAUAUACCACGGUGUAGCAUUUGUAUUGUACCUGGCUGCAGGGAUCACACUCAUGGUAGAAGUCAACCACUAUAAGGACCACUACAGACGGGAUUAUGAACCGUACUUAGCUGCCGCGAUCAUGGGACUUAUUAUGGCCGCUCUUUACCUGCUCAGUACAUUCUUAGCCAAUCGUCAAUACCGCGGCAUUUAGAUUAGUCCAAGUAUUUUUAGAUUUAACUAUAAUUAAUUUAUUUCCUGAUAUUGUUAGAGCUUUUUACAUAAGUUACAUUUUUCUUUAUUUAAGUUCAUUUAAAUAGAAAAUUAAUAUUUAAUAUAUACGCUUGAACGAAUAUAAAAACACGAAUUUAGUUUCUCAUUCAGCCAAUAGAGGCGCUGUUGUGUUAAUUCAGCGUUUAGUACUAUGUAAAUUUCGUAUACAUUUUCCACUAAAAAUGUUUAAAUAUCGUCUAGUCGUUAUGAAAAUGUUGCAUUUUGAGAAUUCUUAGGCUUGUGAUAGCCAUAAUGAGAAUAUGCCAUGCCAUUAAUUCAAGUUUAUAGCAUUUAAUUAGGGCUUCCUCUUUAUCAUGCGUUUUUAUUAUAUUGCCAACGUCAUGAAUACACAAAGUACCAUUUAUAUUCAGAAAUAUGACAAGUUUCGAAGAAAACGCACAGAGAGAUAAAUAAAGCAGUACAUAUUUUUAUACAAAUAAAUAAAACGUAAAACGUAUUAAUAUAUUUUACAUAGUUUUUUGGACACGUGUUUACUACAUAUUCGGAAAGAUUUAUACCAAUAACUAAUAUUUUAAUAUAUGAAUAUCUAUGUAAUGAUAUAAGACGAUUUAUUAGUUAAUCAAUCUUAUACUGGCAAUCAGGUAUAUUUAACGCCAAGGAGAAAAAUAGA